UGAGCCCUGGGCUCGGGCUCGGACACGGGUGGCAACGAUCGGCUCACGCGGCCCACACCUCUCCGCAAUCCCAGCUAAGCCGCACCACCUCCUCUCCCGGACCCGAGCCGCGGCGCGACGACCAUGCUCUUCUACUCCUUCUUCAAGUCACUUGUGGGAAAGGAUGUGGUCGUGGAACUCAAAAAUGAUUUGAGCAUCUGUGGGACCCUGCACUCUGUGGACCAGUAUCUCAACAUCAAACUAACAGAUAUCAGUGUUACAGACCCAGAAAAAUAUCCGCACAUGCUUUCUGUGAAGAACUGUUUUAUCCGGGGCUCUGUAGUCAGAUAUGUGCAGCUGCCAGCGGAUGAAGUUGACACCCAGCUACUACAGGACGCAGCUCGAAAGGAGGCUAUGCAGCAGAAACAGUAGUGACUGUUACCACUGCCUGUGUGACAUUUACACCCCCCCCAGUCCCUCAGCUCAGGAUCCUUUUUUUAAAGUGAGGGGUUUUUUUUGUUUUGUUUUGUUUUGGAAGGGCAGGGGGAAUAACAGAGUGAUCUCUAAAAGUGAUAGUGCAGGGGAAAAGUUAUUCCCUGUAGUGACAGGAAGGAUGGGGAGGGGAGGGGGGAGGGGUUGCACAAAGCAUUCAUCUUGACCUCUUCUCAAACUCCUUGUUUCUUUCUCCUUGCUGGAAAAGUGAAAAGUGGGUGGAAAGUAAUGGGACUGUCUCCCCGGGAAAGAGAUGUAUCUCAAAUUGGGGAGUAAAAAGAACCUGUCCCGCAUCGGGAAUAAAGUUUGAGCCUUGGA
Vombatus ursinus (common wombat) is the source of this 789-nucleotide messenger RNA. It is a transcript of the gene LSM2, whose product is annotated as LSM2 homolog, U6 small nuclear RNA and mRNA degradation associated. The record is from RefSeq and is a predicted model, not a curated record. Gene Ontology annotation, biological process: mRNA splicing, via spliceosome. Gene Ontology annotation, molecular function: RNA binding. Gene Ontology annotation, cellular component: precatalytic spliceosome; Lsm1-7-Pat1 complex; U6 snRNP. Lineage: Eukaryota; Metazoa; Chordata; Mammalia; Diprotodontia; Vombatidae. Bases 124 to 411 code for a protein of 95 amino acids. The transcript is spliced from 5 exons.